AUGGUGACAGCGACCGUAGUGGUGGUGGUGGUGGCGGCUGUGGCGCCAAUGCAACGUUCGAAUGAGGUCAGGUGUGUGUGUGCGCAACGCCAUGUCGACGUGGAGGAAGGCAAGGAGAUGUCUCUCAACAUCCUCCUCCUCCUUCUCCUCCACCCUUCUACGCCUAAACGAUAUCAGCUUCACACCUUCACUCACAUUGCACUAAACAAAUGCUCCACCACCAAUCGCCACAUUCGCAUUGCCUUCAGUCGAAUAGUGGUUGGGCGAAUUGAAAGCAAAACAAUAGUGACAUCUUCCUUCCUUCCACCCUCCGCUCCACUCACCUCCUCCUCCCUCAUCGUCAUCACAAACUCUUCCCCGAUCCCUGUGCUUAUGCAACUCUCCCACCUGCUUCCACCUGCCUCCACCUCCGCUCAUCUCGUCAUUCACCAACAAAAAACACGGACCAUUGUCAAGCCUGCACUCGGACUACAACUGAUCACUGCUGACUGA
Messenger RNA from Hydatigera taeniaeformis, 492 nucleotides. NCBI's taxonomy places the organism in Eukaryota, Metazoa, Platyhelminthes, Cestoda, Cyclophyllidea, Taeniidae. The record is from the annotation of a GenBank genome assembly.